GUAAAACAUGUAAACAAAGGGACGACACAGCGGUUGAGUCAAGUUCAGAGUCGAUUAUAAACUGUUUCCCUCGUUCAGGUUGAGUCCAGUUCGGAGUCGAUUAUAAACGGCGUCCCUCGUUCAGGUUGAGUCCAGUUCAGAGUCGAUUAUAAACGGGGUCCCUCGUUCAGGUCAACUCGGUCUGACGCGUGUUAUAGCACGAGGCGUGUUGAAACUUCCUAGCAGCAGGACGAUGACUGCCAUCCUCCCGCGGAUUGAGCAGCUGUCCGCGCGCGUCGUACGGAUCCUCGGCUGCAACCCGGGCCCGAUGACCCUGCAGGGUACCAACACAUACUUGGUGGGCACCGGGAAACGGCGUGUGCUGAUCGACGCGGGGGAGGCGGGGGUUGCGGAGUACAUCUCGUCCCUGCAGCAGGCGCUGGAGCAGCAGAACGCCAGUAUCCAGGAGAUCGUGGUGACGCACUGGCAUCAUGACCACACCGGCGGAGUGCCCGACAUCUGCGCCAGCCUGCCCGGAGUGUGUAAAUUAGGUUGGGACCUCCCAGUGAGUAAGCUGCCUCGCGUGCCUCAUCAGGAAGAGCGAUUGGGGGAGGAGGACAAGAAGACGUACACGUACCUCCGACACGGAGACCUCAUCCACACCGAGGGCGCCACACUCAAGGUGCUGUACACUCCUGGCCACACAGAUGACCACAUGGUGCUGCUGCUUGACCAGGAGGGGGCGCUGUUCUCAGGAGACUGCAUCCUGGGGGAGGGGACUGCAGUGUUUGAGGAUCUCCAUGACUACAUGCGGUCACUACACACACUACUGGACACCAACGCUGACCACAUCUACCCAGGCCAUGGGCCAGUGGUGGUGAACGCUGCCUCUAAGAUCAGAGAGUACAUCACUCACAGAGAUCUGCGGGAACAGCAGAUACUACGAGUUCUUCAGGAGAAGCCCACACACACACACACCGCCGCCGAGUUGGUCAAGAUCGUCUACAAGGUGAACACACACACACACACACACCGCCGCCGAGCUGGUCAAGAUCGUCUACAAGGUGAACACACACACACACACACACACACACACACCGCCGCCGAGUUGGUCAAGAUCGUCUACAAGGACACACCGGAGCACCUUCACAGGGCAGCAGAGGUCAAUCUGACUCACCAUCUGAAGAAGCUUCAGAAGGAAGGACACAUCACUGCAGUUGAGUGCAGGUGGAAGAGUAAUCUCUGAUCUAAGGGCGCUGGAUGCUGGACAGAUGAAAAGACAGAACGAUGUGCACAUGUGGGCAAAGGAAUGAACAGAUGAAUGAACACAUGAAUGAGUAAACAUGAAACAUGCAUGAGUAAACAUGAAUGAACACAUUAAUGAACAAACAUGAAUGAGUAAACAUGAAUGAACACAUUAAUGAGGAAACAUGAAUGAGUAAACAUGAAUAAACACAUGAAUGAACAAACAUGAAUGAGUAAACAUGAAUGAACACAUUAAUGAGUAAACAUGUGCACAAAGGAAUGAACAUGAGAGCAUUAACUGACAUCAUCUUAAUCUAUUAAACCUAUAUUUGAUAUAUGUUGACUGUUAAUAAAUGUAUUGAUUUAAAAUGGU
Alosa sapidissima (American shad) is the source of this 1597-nucleotide messenger RNA. RefSeq names its product lactamase, beta 2 (gene lactb2). The record is from RefSeq and is a predicted model, not a curated record. Gene Ontology annotation, molecular function: RNA endonuclease activity; single-stranded RNA binding. The transcript is spliced from 7 exons. Gene Ontology annotation, cellular component: mitochondrial matrix. Bases 233 to 1225 code for a protein of 330 amino acids. NCBI's taxonomy places the organism in Eukaryota, Metazoa, Chordata, Actinopteri, Clupeiformes, Clupeidae.